UCACCUCCCCAUCCCAAUCAGUCGUCCCCAAUAACAUCCCUUUUCCUCCUUCUUCUCGUCCUUUCCCGCCGGCCCAUCUGUAUAGAAGACCCAAUCCAAAGCCAUCAUCUUCAAAAAAAUUUCAACCAUGGCUACUCCCGGAAAAAUCGCGUUUUCCGCCGUUAUCCUCUCGCUUUUCCUCCUCUCCUCAGCCCUCGACAUGUCCAUAAUCACAUACGACCGGGCCCACGAAGGGGGCCCGGCCCGUUCCGAGAGCGAGGUUGCGGCGCUGUACGAGUCGUGGCUGGUCAAGCACGGCAAGGUGUACAACGCCCUCGGCGAGAAGGAGAGGCGUUUCGAGAUCUUUAAGGAUAACCUGAGGUUCGUCGAGGAGCAUAACUCCGUCGAUCGGCCGUACAAGGUGGGGCUGAACCGGUUCGCGGAUCUGACGAACGAGGAGUACCGGUCGAUGUUCGUGGGCGGGAGGAUGGCCAGGGGACCCGGGUUGAAGGGCCCGAGGGCGAGCGGGCGGUACGCGGUUGGGGGCGACGAGAAGCUGCCGGAGUCUGUUGACUGGAGGGAGAAAGGCGCCGUUGCGCCGGUCAAAGAUCAGGGCCAAUGCGGGAGUUGCUGGGCUUUCUCAACGGUUGCCGCUAUUGAAGGUGUAAAUAAGAUAGUAACUGGGGACUUGAAAGUCUUGUCCGAGCAAGAACUGGUCGAUUGUGACAGGUCAUACAACCAGGGCUGUAAUGGUGGUCUAAUGGACUAUGGCUUUCAGUUUGUGAUUGACAAUGGUGGUCUCGACACAGAGGAUGAUUACCCGUACCAUGCUCGUGAUGGAACUUGCGACAGCUCUCGGAAAAAUGCACGUGUGGUCUCGAUAGAUUCAUACGAGGAUGUUCCGGAGAAUGACGAACAAGCUCUAAAGAAGGCUGUGGCCCAUCAACCAGUCAGUGUCGCCAUUGAAGCGGGAGGCAGAGCUUUCCAGCUCUACCAGUCGGGUGUUUUCACCGGACUAUGUGGGACCGACCUGGACCACGGCGUGGUUGCCGUGGGCUACGGCUCGGAAAACGGUCGGGACUUUUGGAUCGUGAGGAACUCGUGGGGCCCGAGUUGGGGGGAGAGCGGCUACAUCCGCCUCGAGCGCAACUUGGCCAACUCCCCCUCAGGCAAGUGCGGGAUCGCGGUCGAGGCCUCUUACCCGGUCAAGACGGGCCAGAACCCUCCCAAGCCCGGCCCAUCUCCUCCGACCCCAGUGAAGCCCCCCACGGCUUGCGACAAGUACUCCUCUUGCCCUGAGGGCACCACUUGCUGCUGUGUGUAUGAGUACGGACGAUUCUGCCUCGCCUGGGGCUGCUGCCCGAUGGAGUCGGCCACUUGCUGUGACGACCACUCGAGCUGCUGCCCGCACGAGUACCCUGUUUGCGACGUUGAUGCCGGGACCUGCUUGAUGAGUAAGGAUAGCCCGAUGGGAGUGCCGGCAUUGAAAAGAGGGAAAGCUGAUCUGGACUGGUCGAGUCUGCUUGCCGGUGCUAGGAAGUUCAGCAGUGUUUGAGAUGGGUCGGGUCGAGGUUGAGGGCAUGAUUUUAUUUAAAAGGGCACACUUUGAAUUGGAGUGUGGCAACCUUUGCUCAUUAAUCUUUCCAUUUCAAAAGAACCUGGUUUUUUUAUCCUCGGAUGAUUGUAAUUAAUUCCUGCUACCUUUCGUUUCUUCUUCGCUGUCUGUCUCUUUAAUAGACAUUUGGAGGAUUCGUGAUGUUUUCAAUUUAGUCUUGAAUUUGCUUGUAUAUGAUUCUAAGGUUUCUUGUUAGCUUGAAUUUGAAGGAAUUUCUAUUAAUUUCUCAAAGUUUGAAGUGGAUUUUGUUUGUUGGUUGGUUUGUUGGUUUGAUUUAGGGCUUCAUACAAAGCCAAAUUGAGUCGAG
Molecule: messenger RNA, 1901 nt
Organism: Striga asiatica
Lineage: Eukaryota; Viridiplantae; Streptophyta; Magnoliopsida; Lamiales; Orobanchaceae
Source: the annotation of a GenBank genome assembly